This is a messenger RNA of Aquila chrysaetos chrysaetos, 5242 nucleotides long. It is a transcript of the gene SPIDR, whose product is annotated as scaffold protein involved in DNA repair. The coding region runs from base 1889 to 4729 and encodes 946 amino acids. Lineage: Eukaryota; Metazoa; Chordata; Aves; Accipitriformes; Accipitridae. The transcript is spliced from 21 exons. Gene Ontology annotation, biological process: double-strand break repair via homologous recombination; regulation of establishment of protein localization to chromosome. Gene Ontology annotation, cellular component: nucleoplasm; nuclear chromosome. The record is from RefSeq and is a predicted model, not a curated record.
UUUUUUAACUCAAAAUUUCAGAGGUCAUACUUUGUCUUCAGACACUCUACACAAUUUACAAGAUUCUUUGCCUGACUCUUGGUUUUGUAGGAAGUCUUGAUUUUUGUGAGGUGCGCCAGGUCUACAUGCUCUAGCUCUUUUGAGCCUUAUUCAGUGAUCUUUUUUUUUAAUACCAAUAUCUUGUUUCUGUGCCCUUAAUGCAUAACAUUAAUAAAUUACACAAGAUAUUUUUUGUGUGCCCCGUUCUUACACCAGAGGAAAAAGAUGAUGAUUAACCUUGUGACUCAAGAUUAAGAGAACUCGCUGUUGUCACUGCAUUUCUUUGGGAAUAGCAUGGCCUUCAGAUUAGCUUCAUUAUAAAUAUUUAUUCCUGAGAAACAAGUUUCUUAAAAUACUAGCUUCUCUGUUGCCUUGAAGCAGGCUGGAGCAGAAGCAAAGAGCCUUUAAAACUUUCCAUUUCUGCAUGCCAGCCAACAUAUUCCUGCGGCAAAGGUUCCUGGACACCAGAACUCUGUGCCAGGGUGUCGGGGAGCCGCAGCCCCGAAGGCUCUGCAGGGGAAGGGUGGUGGAGCCCUCCCCGGCACAGGCGCCGUCCCACUUCGCGCAAAGGUGGAGAGCUGAACAGAGGCCCUGCAAGGCCGCUCCCAGCUCGCUUGCACCCACUCCUGGCCCUGUGGCCGGCUGCCUCGCAGCUGGCCUCCCUGCUACGGUAGUGCAUUUGUAAUUUGAAGCGUAGCGACGCUAGCUGCAUGUGAAAAGUGUGGUCACUGUGUAUCCCUUCUAUGGGUGGUAGUCUUCAUCCAGAGGGAACCCUCUGGUGUUGUUUGUGUCCUUGAGAAUUUUUCUUCUGAAUAGCAUGUCUCAUAACUUCGUAUCUACGUAUAUCUUUAACUCUUUUCUAUUGCACACAGUGUUCAUAUUGCAAAUUUUUAAUAAAAAUACAGUUGUGUGCUUUACAUUUAUAUUUGCACAUAAACAUUACUUUAUGCAUGUUGAAAUGAUACAGUUUUUACAUGGCAUAUUUUUCUUUAAAAAAAAAAAAGUUUGGGAUGUGUAUGUAUGUGUAUACAUGCACCCAUACAUGCAUACAAGCAGUGCUAUGACAAACUCCCCCCUCAGUAACUGUGCACUGAAGCUGUAGGUCCAAUUUCCAGAGUUCACAUCAGGUAUUUAUAUGUAGAGGUUUAUAUUGUCAAGGAGUUUGGGAUGAGGGGAGUUGUCUUUAGUGUUGGUUCUUUCAAUUAUUUUUUUUAAGGUUGUGUAGGAUGUGGGAAAUGGUGGAAGGGUAUCUGCAUUAAAGGCAUGGAGCUGUAAGUCAUUGUUGUCAGUAUCAACAAUCAUGAAGUCCUUUUCUUUCUCUUCCCUCCAAAUGGUGUCUGCCAGAAGUUUGUAGUAGCUAAAGAACAUCUUGUCUAGAGGGUGUAUUUCUUUACUUUCUUGUUCUGGGACCUCAGGAACUGCUUUCAGUUUUUCUCAGUGACUGUAGUGGCUAUACUUUUCUGUGUGGUGCUAGCAGAAACUCUCAGAUUUUCCUGUAUCUGGGGAGCAGGAUGCGUGGUGAGACAAAGAGGUAAUUAACCAGAGCUGUCAGCAGUACUGACAGUUCUUCAGGUUGUAAUUAAGCUGACAUGGUGUCAAGCAGCUGCUGGAGUGGUCCCACUGGUCCUUGCAUACUUUCUUCCACCGCUGUGCCAGCUGUAGAUAGCUAGUGCUUCUUCCCAAAGAAGUUUUCUGCUGGUUUGGUUCCUCAUCACUGUGUCUGCACAGAGUCUGUGAUUUUUAGAAGAGGCUCUUGGCAAGGUCAGCUGCCAUCAGAGGGAACUGCAAAGCUCACUUGUUUUACUCUGCCUUCUCACCAUGCAACAAUGGGACCAGCUGACCAGAGGGAAUGCUGCUCACUGUAUGCUUUUGGAAGCGGAAGCGAUUUUGGAAUGCAGAAUGCACACCCUUCCCAGAUGAGACAACCCUACAGCUGAAAAAAUCAAAUGUCAGGACAUCAGUAGCUGCUACUUCGAUUUCCGAUGCGUGGCUUAGGUGUGGGGAUGGUUUUCAGAGCACUUCAGUGCUGGAGUCCCUGAGAGCUACUGAUAAGAAGUCCAGGAUUAAGAAGCAUCUUGGACCACUGUUAACAUCUGCUGAAAGUGCAGCAGGAUUUGCUGCAGCUGAAAGCUCUAAGGAAGCUGAGGGCAUAAUAUGGACCUCUAGUGGUAGUGAUUUUUCAGAUGAUGAAAAUAAGACAUUGAUUCCAAGGUUACACAGCAAAAGUCACGCUUCCAAAACAGAGGAAUCACCUAGCAGACAUGAUUUAUUGUUAGAGGACAGUAGUAGUGAAGAUGAAUCGGAGCUUAUUGAUUGGGAGAAGGGUAGCGAUUCCACCGAUAGGUGUGAUGAAUCAGAAAAAGAUGACAGCUCACUGGAGAUAUCAGACUCAGACUCUUGCACAAAUCUUAAUUCUCUGCCUGUCAAAGAGGAGAAUGAUGAACUUUGUAAGACAACUUCGACAGAAAUUUCUGAGUAUUCAUCUGAUAAUGACAGUGUGGGAGAAGGAGCCAUGGGCCUGGCGACCACUACUCCAGGAUUCACUAAGAGAUUACGGCCGAGGUCAGGAGUGGACACGGGGGAAGUUACAGUACGACCGGCCAGCGAGUGGCUGAGGUCUGCGCAGGCCCUUCUCCGCACCCCCGGGAAGCAGGCGGGCAAGGCCCCCCGAGCCCCCACUGAGUCCACAAAGAAGAGGAAGCUACUGAGGGGCGGGCUAGCUGAGAGGUUAUAUCGACUGCAGAACAGAGAAAGAUCUGCCAUUAGCUUUUGGAGGCAUCAGUGUAUUUCAGAUGCUAAAACUGCAUCAGAUAAAACUGGUGUCUUAACUGUGAAGAUCUUAGAAAUGUUUGAGGAGUGUACAAUACAAGUUGCCAUCUGCCAGCAGCUGGAACAGUCUCCUGCUAUGCUUUCAUCUGAGGAUGUUGUCAUCAAUGCAGGAGAACCAAUACUCAAAGUCCUCUUUGCGAGAGAGACAGCAGCUCACCUGAAGAGCAGGCCACAGGAUGUCAUCCACAUCUACCCUCCAUGGCAAAAACUGCUUCUCAGAAAUGCAGAUGUUCCUGUUAUCAUGCAUACAUAUUUUAGUCAGAAGGUGCUACUCAGUGAGCAUUCAGAAAUGAGAGAGAAGACAUACGGUCUUACAAAGAUGCUUAUUAGGAAGAAUAUUACAUCUUUGGCACAGACAUUCAGUCUAGAUGACCUUGAUGAUGAGUUACACCAGGAAUCUUCAGAUAAUCAGGUUUCUUGUGCUCCGCAAAUCCAUAACAACUGUGAUUCAAAACAGCAUCCCUUAGCACGGAGUGCUGUUAAUGAUUCUCUGCUUGAAAUGGUGGAAAGCCAGGGAGCAGUGGGAUGGAGAGAAGCACAAGUACGAGUCAUUAUCCAAAGGGUGUACUGUUUGCCUGCAAGAGAAGGUUACAGAAGCCAUGUUCAAGGAAACAAGCCUCUUUCUGCAAUACCCAUCAUAAAUUCAGAUCCACCAAAUGUUAGGUUAUGCCUCCUUGUCCAGGAUGCCUAUGGUAUGUUCAGUGAAGUGCAGCUGCAGUCCCUGACUUUUGCAGAUGACAUUGAGCAGUAUUGCAGGAGAUGGGAAGGAAAAUUCUGCUGCUUAGCUGGAAUGAAAAUUUUGCAAAGAACUACAAGAGGAAGGGCGUUAGGACUUUUUAGUUUGAUAGACAGCCUGUGGCCUCCAGUAGUGCCUGUAAAAGUUGCUGGACAAAGUCAAGCCUCUGAAAUGAUGACAACUAAUCUUCCUCCUCCCAGCUUCUGUUAUAUUCUUACUGCUCAGUCUGGUGAGAUACAUGUGGAAGUGGAUGAGGAAGAACAGAUUUCUAAUUUGUACCAGCCACCAGCUGUUCAUGGUCUAAAGGAAAUUCUUCAGAUCAAUGGUUGUAAUGAACGUUGUAGCUUUUGGGCGCAAGUGCUGUAUCUAAGGCUGCAGACAAAACACAGUGUUCCUAUAAAUCAAAGAGAGAUUUCGUUGUUUGUGACUGACUCUACAUUGCAAAAUGUGGUUCAUAUGAUUCCAAAAGUUGUUGCUGUGUCAGUCGCUGCAUCUUGUGUUCUUAGUACGGAAAUCACAGAAGCUCUCAGUGUUGCCUCGCGACUCGUCUUCUUCAAGGAUGUGCUGUGGGGAAACGGUAGGAUUAUUUGUGUUGAACGUACUGUUCUCUUAUUACAAAAGCCUCUUUUGUACUCGGCUGCCGGUGCUGACCUCAGUGAGCUGACUGGCCCUGUCAGACUCGAUGAGCUGGAUUCUACAACACAGGCCAACUCCAUUUGUGCUGUAAAAGGUACUGUUGUUGGAGUUAAUGAGAGCACUGCUUUCUCCUGGCCUACAUGCGACAGAUGUGGCAAUGGAAAGUUGGAACUGUGUCCCCAGGACAGAGGAUUGCUAUAUUGCAGCCAGUGCUCUGAAGUUGUCAUUUCACCGGUUUUGAAAAUGCAGCUGGAAGUCUUCUUGAGUUGUCCAUCUCGAUCUCAAAGUACAGUAAAAGUAAAGCUAUUACAAAGGACAAUCUCUUCUCUCCUGAUGUUCUCCGCCAAUGAGGAUGGGAGUUAUGAGGUGCAGAGCGUGCUGGGAAAGGAGGUGGGGUUAUUGAACUGCUACGUCCACUCAGUCACCAGCCACCCCAACUGUGUUGCACUGGAGGAAAUUGUUCUUCUGGAAGCAGCAGCAAGACACUGAGCUGAACUCUAGUCAGCUACUAUAGUAUCUGUGGACUUUGUGAUGUGGUUAUCUGUUAACUAGUGCCACAGAUAACGUAUAAUGCAAGUGUGAUAAGUAUUAAGAUAGUUUAUUAAAACUGUGAUUUACAAAGCACAUUGUGCUAACGCUGAAAAAAUAUCUAUAUAAAAAUUUCUGUUCAACCUUCUGAACUCUUCUUUUUCACAUCAGUUCAGAAUUUAAGAAUACAGUUCUUUCUUUGGCAUGUUUGCUGUUUAUGUACGUAAAACAUCUUGUUCUGGAAGUUUUGAAUGGUUGUCAAUUUUUUUUAUAAUAUUGUAUUUAUUAUGUGUCAAUGGAAAAUAUUUUACUGAUAUUUUUGAAAUAAAUACUUUGCUAUAGGCAGUGAAUAUUGGUCUAAGCUGAGUUUUAUCAGUGGAUUCCAGACUUACCACUGGCUGCAAAACACCGCGUUGUGUGCUAAUUCUGAGUUGUAGCAUUUGUUAUCACCUUGCAAUAAAUGUUAUAAAGACA